AUGUCGAUCGCUGGGUCAGUCUUGACCGCUUCACGAUGCGAUACUUUUGUGUGGAGCAUGAGCGUGGCAACGCUGCAGACGCAGCUGAGCGAAGCAAGGACAGCGACAUCCGAGCUAGACGGUCCCUCCGUUUACUCGCCAGAUUUUGACGCGGGACGAUGGAAGAUGAGGAUAAGUCUCCUCAGCGACGAAGGGGCAGGUUCGCAGUCCUGCGACUUCUUCCUUUGUCCGACUGCAUCACUGGCGCAGAAGAUUACCCUGAGCUACAACUUGCAGUUCCGUACGGACGUGCCAAACAGUCCAAAGGUCUGGUCGGAUGAGUCGUGCGACUGCGGCGAGUAUGUACCAGACGGCCAGGGCUGGGGUUUCGGCUCCGCGAACUUGGUCAUCUCGAUCACUCUGCACGAGGGCAACUCAUCGUCGCCUACACGGAUUCCGCUCGCGCUCUUCAACAGCUCGCGCUAUGGCGACGUCGCUUUUCACCUUCCCGGUAUCGAUGCUUGGAUCUUCUCCUUGAAGCCCAUCCUCAUCGAGAAGUCUGCUCAUCUGCGAACCUUGCUUUCAUCCGACUUUGCGGAAGGCUCCGCCGACACCGUUCUCGAACGAGACUUCGCUCGCGAGCUCCCGUCGAAUCUGCAUGCGGGCGACCUCGACGAGUUUGCAGAACUGGCUUUGCUGCACGAGUCGAUGGCAGCCGACGAAGAAGUUAGCCUGAUGAAGGACGUUCAGUCGGGUGAUGCAGACGAAGCGGCGCCAACUCCCUCAGCGAACGCAGUCUCCGAGCCUCACAGCCCCGUCGAGUUGCUCGACUCAUCGGCCACUCGUGCCUCGAGCAGACGUUCCAACGCUACAGCUCAAUACCAUCGCGUCGAGGUGGCAGACUGCAGCUACUCGACCUUCUUCUCGUACCUGUACUGGAUCUAUUACGACGAGAUUUCCUUCGCCCCUUCCCGCGCACGGGCAGCAUCGAUGAUGCUCCUCCUUGCGACCCGCGCGCUCUCUACCGUCUCGCGGACCGCUACCUCCAAUGACUUGCGCGACGCGGCCAAAAACUUCAUCGUCGAAAGCCUGACUCCCGAGACCGCCGCCUACGAAGCCUUUUCCUCGCUCGGCCGGACCUACACAGACGUGCAAGACAAAAUCGUCAACUACAUUGUCAAGAACCUCGACGACGUACGCAAGUCGGCCGGCUGGACUCGCGCGCUUGAGCUAAUGAAAGACGAGCACCUCGUCGGCGGCUCGGUCAUCCUCAACAAGGUUCUCGAGGGUGUUGUGGCAGCGCAAGAGGCGAAGAAGUAG
Messenger RNA from Rhodotorula toruloides NP11, 1299 nucleotides. Its product is annotated as CXCXC repeat-containing protein. The coding region runs from base 1 to 1299 and encodes 432 amino acids. The record is from RefSeq and is a predicted model, not a curated record. NCBI's taxonomy places the organism in Eukaryota, Fungi, Basidiomycota, Microbotryomycetes, Sporidiobolales, Sporidiobolaceae. The transcript has 10 exons.